Molecule: messenger RNA, 1426 nt
Organism: Solanum pennellii
Lineage: Eukaryota; Viridiplantae; Streptophyta; Magnoliopsida; Solanales; Solanaceae
Product: CDP-diacylglycerol--glycerol-3-phosphate 3-phosphatidyltransferase 2-like
Exons: 7
Coding region: 122-1045 (307 amino acids)
Biological process (GO): glycerophospholipid biosynthetic process
Cellular component (GO): chloroplast envelope; membrane
Molecular function (GO): CDP-diacylglycerol-glycerol-3-phosphate 3-phosphatidyltransferase activity
Source: RefSeq, a predicted model, not a curated record
UGACAGCCCAACUCUCGACUUUACUUGCUGCAAUAAAAAGCCAUAUUCUCCCCUCACCUACUAUACUAUACUAACCAACCUAAAAAAGCAGCUGAGUGUUGCGUAAGUAAUUAUACAAACAAUGCCCGGAACUCUCAAACUCAACAACGCUCUUGCCUCUAUUUAUUACUACAAUUCUCACAAGCCCUAUAAUUGGUUGCGCUCUUUUACCUCCCUUACCGGCACCGGCAUUUCUAACUCCUCCAUCACCUUCGCUGCCGCUCACACGCGCUACUCUUUGUAUAUUCCGCCCUACGGUGAUUCCCCUUCCCGUCGGAAAUUCCUAGGGCGUUUAGGUCACGGAUAUGCUCUAAGAAGUAUUUCUACUACUCAGAUGGGACCCACCCCUGAUCACAAGGAGGAGGAUCUCCGCCGUGAAAAAUCAUCUCUCCCUAUACCCUCCAAGUCUGAAAAGUUGCUUACAUUGCCCACGAUUUUAACAAUUGGCCGUGUGGCUGCUGUUCCGCUUUUGGUAACCACAUUCUAUGUUGAUAGCUGGUGGGGGCCAAAUGCUACAACGGCUAUAUUUAUUGCAGCAGCAGUAACUGACUGGCUUGAUGGAUACCUUGCUCGCAAGAUGAACUUAGGAACUGCCUUUGGUGCGUUUUUAGAUCCAGUGGCUGACAAGUUAAUGGUUGCUGCUACCUUGGUCUUGUUGUGCACCAAACCUUUGGAGUCCGGUGUGUCCGGACAGUUGCCAUGGCUAUUAACUGUCCCUUCGAUUGCGAUAAUAGGCAGGGAGAUAACCAUGUCUGCAGUUCGAGAAUGGGCGGCUUCUCAGGGUGGUAAACUUUCAGAGGCUGUAGCUGUGAAUAACCUCGGGAAAUGGAAAACUGCCACCCAGAUGAUUGCAUUGACCAUCCUCCUGCUAACCAGAGAUAGCAGUUUAUCUGGAGCUGCCUCUCUUGUGGGUUCCGGUGUGAUGUUGCUAUAUAUAUCAGCGUGGCUUGCUGUGUGGUCUCUGUUCGUUUAUAUGAGAAAGAUAUGGAAAGUGUUAUUGAUGUAGUAGUCUUUUUCAUCAAAUACAUAUCGGCUCAUGCUUCUUGGUGUUGAGUGGUGGAUUGAUCACCCACAAGCAAUACAUACUGAUGACUAGAGCAAGGGAACACCUUUUUCCUGAUGCAUGCUGUGUUCAAUGUAUGGUUUUCCUCUACAUUCUUAGUUUGAUUCUUUAGCUGAGAGAUAAUGAAGUCUCUCAACAGGAAUUAGGAUCACUGGACAUGGUACCUGCAACAUGUAAUCUGGAUUCUAACUGGAAAAUUUAUAGAAUUAUGCAGCAAAGUACUUAUUAUCGUGUUUGCCUGGGGUGCAAAAACUUGAAUGUUUUUAGCCUGGGUGUUAUUCAUCCUUGAAAAUCUGGUAAGCCACAGUAAAAUUUGUUCAAUUA